Molecule: messenger RNA, 807 nt
Organism: Lodderomyces elongisporus
Lineage: Eukaryota; Fungi; Ascomycota; Pichiomycetes; Serinales; Debaryomycetaceae
Product: oxidoreductase
Exons: 1
Coding region: 1-807 (268 amino acids)
Cellular component (GO): cytosol
Molecular function (GO): oxidoreductase activity
Source: RefSeq, a predicted model, not a curated record
AUGUCUCUUGGAAAAGCAUCAGCAGAAAGACUCCUCAACAAAGUUGUGCUCAUUACUGGUGCCACUUCGGGUAUCGGUCAAGCGAUUGCCAAGGAACUUGCAUCAAUCAAUUCCAACAUCAAACUUAUUGUCACAGCAAGAAGAUUGGACAAGCUAAAUGAACUCAAGGACCUUUUGGAGAAACAACACGAAGGUAUAAAGAUCCACGCGGAGAGAUUGGACGUUUCCAAAGUUGAAACAAUUGCUCCUUUUAUCAAAUCUCUUCCUGAGGAAUUUGCCAAUAUUGAUAUUUUGGUAAACAAUGCCGGAUUGGCACUCGGUAGAGAGGAGGUUGGUGAAAUCGAUACUGAGGAUAUAGAAACAAUGUUUCAGACCAACGUUUUGGGAUUGAUAACAAUGACGCAGGCUGUAUUGCCCAUUAUGAAAAAGAGAAAUACCGGUACAAUCUUAGGAAUAGGUUCCAUUGCCUCGAGAGACGGAUACCCAGGAGGUUCGGUGUACUGUGCUACAAAAGCCAGUGUGAGAGCUUUUUUCCAAUCGUUGCAAAAAGAAACCAUUUCGACAAAGAUUCGUGCGUCUCUUUUAGAACCAGGAAUGGUGCGUACAAACUUCAGUAUGACUAGAUUCAAGAAUGAUGCAGAAAAGGAGGAAGCAACUUAUAAAGGAGGUGAACCAUUGACAGCUGAGGAUAUUGCUGAGAUUGCAGCAUUCAUCGUCACAAGAAGAGAAAACACCGUCAUUGCCGAAACUUUGGUAUUCCCCACCAACCAAGCUAGUUCUGCUCAUAUUUACAGAGCUCCAGAGUAA